AUGGACCUGUUUCUGGACAGACUCAUCACCCACACUGGUCAUGACUGGGUAGCCCAAUGCGUCACACUCUACGCAGACGAUAUACAUGUAGGCUGCAGCUUUGAAUCAGAAGGAGCCCUCCGAACGGCAGUCACCAACAUGGGACACCUUCUGGACAUUUUGGAGGACCUGUGCAUGACGAUCUCCUGCGAAAAGUCUUUUCUCUUGCUGACAGUUGCUGGGACAAACCCACGCUUGUACAUGAAACCAUACAUCAGACGUGGAUCACAUGGCACAACAUUUGAGAUCCCUCGAAGUACCGGCCAAACAACCUCAAUACCGAUGAAAUCUUCUGGAAGGUACCUAGGAGCUAUCAUGAGCUAUCGCAUGAUGGAGGAAUUGACAUGGAAACAUCGCUGCAAAUCAGCCUGGCUGGCGUUCAACCGACUGAAGAAAUGGCUCCAGAGCCGUCAGCUUUCUGUCCGAUAUAAAAUGCAUCUGUGGCAAAGCUGCGUGCACACGAUCCUCACCUAUGGGAUCUUGGAUAUGAACAGCACAGUCAAGACGUUGCAUCAAUAUCAGCAGACAGUAUACACAAUGAUUCGGAUGGUGAUAGGUGACCACUCAUACAGGACACAUCACACCCACCAGCAGGCUUUUCAGGCACACCACAUUGAACUCCCGCUGCCGAUGUUGGGACGGUUAGCCAUGAACAUGCUACGACGCCUGAACAGGCGGGAAGACACCAUUGCAUCCGAUGACAUUGUCCUCACGAUCCCAUGGACACAUUUGACCGAAACUCUUCGACUCAUUGAUGCCAUUCACGACACCAGUGCGCAGGUACCCAUAGCGGUGGACCAACAUCAGCCAGUCUCCACUCAGGCUCAACAAUGUCCAUGUUGCCCUUUUGUCACGGACUCGAUCCCCAACCUACGUAGACAUCUGACGGUCACCACCGCCCAGCCACGUCACUGGUGGCCGACCGCAAUGGACAGGGUUGACAUUGAAGAUCGGGAACCGUACAUCACCUUGUAUCCUCUGCGGCCAAGACUUCCGACGGGUCCACAGCUGCCCUGUGGCCUUGACAGUGAUGGCUGCAUGCACUGCGGCGAAAUAUUUAUGUCGCGCUCUGGCUUGCGGCGCCACAUCACGGAGGGUCGAUGCAUGUCCUUCGACCCCCUGACGAGCCCCCAGCCUCUGAAUGCAGCUGAUCGCUGGUCCUCAUUGCAUGCUGCUGGACAGUUCACAGCUCCGGUCCUUACAGCAAUACACCGCAUCAAGUUGACUCUGACAUGCCAAUUCUGCGGGACGCGAUACCAGCGCCAGGGAGACCUUGUGGCUCAUCUCCUACAGUCACACCCGGCACUCUGGAACAAUUCACAAGAAACAUUGAGAUUUCUUUUGCAGACGGUCAUUGCUCACACUGGAUGCCUUUGCAACCCACAGGUACACCAGACAAAUCGCACCCACGUGUGCACAGUGGUGCGUCAACUUGCCAUGGCCUUUCACCAAAGUGAACUGGAGGUAUUGGUACCCACGGUGUACAGUCCUCAGCUCCUGGAUGCAAUGUUGGUCAAUCUUGGCAACACUGAACAAAUCCAACGCCUGAGAGUCUUGCUACAUGACCGCCAAUUCUCAAGCUUGUGGCAGGACCUGGAUGUGCUGAUUCUACUCAGAUCGCGCUCGUGCUGUUGCCAAUCCAUGGACUACGGGGCGUGGGACUCCCACGACCAAGCGCUGAUGGACAGCCUGCAAGCGCUGGCACCAAUGUUCCUGGGCACACGCAAACAGGAGCUCGCAAACGACGACAGGACAACCAAACGCCACAAGGGGCCCAAACAAGAGGAGCACGGAGAUCAACGACAAGUACAGGUGUUGACACAGGUCGUCACGAAGAUGGCACAACUGCUCUUGAACCACGAGCGCAGCCUUCAGACCUUGCAUCAUCAGGACUCCUACGUUAUCUUUGCCCGCACCCAUCCAAUCGGAAUGAUGCCCAUCAUGGCCACACUGGCCCAGGAAUGGAAGACGAAAGCGCCACAGAACCAGGAGAACCCCCAAUGGUUGACGUUACGCAGCCAUCUCCUCCGAGGUCUCCUUCAAGAAUUGCUGACCAGAGUGGUGCAACUACAAGAGAGCCAGCCAGGACAGCAACUAUGGGACACCGCGGUGGCGAAGCAGACCAUCUUGCAGGACGGGUCAUGGGUUUACAUGAAGUGGUCGCCAUCGGACCAACAACUCAUUCCCACCAAGCGGACACCCAUCCCGAUGGGUCAAAUGGUGAAGCUCCUGAAAGUCCUGAUCGCAGCACUCCAGGACAACAUGCACGUCCUACGUUUUCAGAGCCUCAGGACGCAACAAGAAGUCACCUUGCGGGACUCCGAACUGUGGGCCACAUUCAACGAGCUGACGGGGAACUCAGUGUGGGGCCUCAUGGCCAUGUCGUUGAAGAGGCACCAACAGGUGUACUCCAAGCCAGCUCAGCAGCUGGCCGACCUCCUGGGCAAGGGCAAAGGACGCGGCAAGGGGAAACAGGUGCUGACAAUGCUAGCGCUCCAGAACCCAGGAUCACUAUGCUACGCCAAUAGUGCGACACUGUGCUAUUGGUGGUCCUGCCUGUCCAGGGUCAAUUUCCAAUAUCAAGAUUGGGGCUCUCAGUCAGCAACCUUUUUGAAUUUACUGCAGCGUGACAACAAUAUCAUGAUCUCCUUGGAUGAAUAUGAAUGGUUCAACCAACUCAUUGCUUCCUGGCAAGAUCCUGAUUCUCAAGCAGAUAGUGCAGAAUUCACACAUCGGUUGCUGACCUGGGUGGGGACACCCAUUGUAUCAAAUCGAUGGGAACGCAGAGUUCACACCAGUGAAAGAACAGAGCUACAUGAUAGCGGCGACACAUACAUGCCCAUCACACUGCAAUUGGACAUGGACAUGAUCGCAGACAAUGAAGUCAGCUUGGAAUCACUGGUGAGGCUGUGGCAUGGAGAACUUGGCAUGAGUGCGGGCCUUACUGACCCUUCUGAUCUAGUUGUGUUGCACAUUGACCGACUGUUUCACAACGAUACUGGCCGCUUGCAAAAGCUCCAUACAGUGAUCCGUUUCUGCUGGUUGGUACAGAUCCCCAUCCUCCAACAUGACAUGCCAGUGCGUUGGGAACCGUACCAACUAGUAGCUGCCUUUGCACACAUUGGAGAAGCCCAAGGUGGCCACUAUCAGGCUCUGCUCAAGACUUUCCCGGAGACCACUGACUUGGCAAACCCAACGAUGUGGCUAUUCUGUGAUGAUGGAAGGGAACCCCAACCACGUUGGACCAUCCCACCGCAGUUUGAGGAGGGAGUCACCUGUUUCUGGCUCUGCAGAUGCAAUCAAGUUGAACUGCACCGCUUGCCCAGUCAGGUUCCAGUCCGACAGACAACCACAGAUGAGGCACUGAUUGCCCUGCUGGCAGACCCGCAAACUAGCAGGAAUGGCCAGCUUGUCAUCAAUCUACAUGCACCCAGCUGCCCAAGCUGGCUUAUCCCCGGACCCCUUUUCACGCCCUUGGGAAACCCCCGAGAGUUACCCCAGAGAUCAGGACCCGAGAAGAUGUCCAAAAAAAAAAAGAGGGCACUACAGAAUGGCCCACACGCUGUUGCUUCAUCCCAUCUAAUAUCAUCCGUUUCACCUUGA
Messenger RNA from Cladocopium goreaui, 3642 nucleotides. NCBI's taxonomy places the organism in Eukaryota, Dinophyceae, Suessiales, Symbiodiniaceae. The record is from the annotation of a GenBank genome assembly.